Formica exsecta is the source of this 2352-nucleotide messenger RNA. RefSeq names its product protein obstructor-E-like. NCBI's taxonomy places the organism in Eukaryota, Metazoa, Arthropoda, Insecta, Hymenoptera, Formicidae. Bases 407 to 1108 code for a protein of 233 amino acids. Gene Ontology annotation, cellular component: extracellular region. The transcript is spliced from 3 exons. The record is from RefSeq and is a predicted model, not a curated record. Gene Ontology annotation, molecular function: chitin binding.
AAUAGUACAGUGCAAUAAAACAUGCGCCCGUGCACCCAUUAGAAUGCAUCGGGAGAAAAGAGGGCAGCGAGACUGCGAUUCGAUCAAGAAGAGAAAGAGAGAAAGAGAGGACUUUCGGCAAAAAGGGGGGCAAAGUCGAGAGAAGGGAGAAUUGGAAAAUGUGCAGCAACAAGGACCCAUCAAGGUGGUGGCGAGGCUGCGAGCGAGCGAAACAGGACCCGUUUCGGGCCCCGCAGUCACGUUUUACCAACGUCGCGACGAGCUGCUGCCGACGUAAUCGAAGAGGAGAACAAAAGGAACAGGGAGGAAGAGGAAAAGAAGAAGAAAGGAUCUUUUUCGGAACUUUUUGAAACAGCAACAAAAAACUUUGGAACUUUUCUUCAAGACUCCCCUCUUGAUAUCAAAGAUGGAAAACCGUGUGGUUUUUCGCCAUUUUCUGCCGUUUCUAACCCUGGUGACCUUGACCUGGGCACAAUUCCGGUGUCCGGAGCCCAAGGGCUUCUUCCCCGACCCAGAACAGUGCGAUCUUUAUUAUGCCUGCGUGGACAAUCAACCCGAGGAGAAACUUUGCAAAGACGGGCUCGUCUUCAGGGAUGAUAAUCCCAAGAAGGAAUUGUGCGACAUUCCGGCAAACGUGCCUUGCGGCGACCGCACACUUUUACAGGAGCCACAUCCUAGUAAGGACUGUCCACGCGCAAACGGCAUCUUCGGCCACGAGGAUCCGACCGCGUGCGACCGCUUCGUCAAUUGCAUCGACGGAGUAGCGCAGAUAGUACCUUGCCCAACUGGUCUGAUCUACGAAUCUAAAAUGUCCAGCUGCGUCUGGCCGGUAGACGCUACUCGUCUGUGCGAGAACGCGAAACGCGACGUCCUGGACGACGGAUUUGUCUGCCCAGACGGCGACGUCGCUGGACCAUCCGGCAGGAUUCUGCCGCAUCCCACGUAUCCGCAUCCCGAGGACUGUGCCAAGUUCUACAUCUGCAAGAACGGCGUGGUGCCGCAGAAGGGCCAGUGCGAACCUGACACUGUGUACAACGAGGAGAUCUUCAGGUGCACCGAACCGGAGAAUGUACAAGGAUGCGAGGACUAUUACAAGCGGAAGAACUGAACGAGAGAAGUCUAAGGCGCCGCAACUAACUGCAGCUAUAUGUGUAACGCUCAUCUUUUUAAUUAAACGGACAAUAAACGCGUGUGAUAUGCACGCUUAUGUAAAAGCUGCCACGUGGUCUCCGUGAGAAUGAACGUGCUUUCGUCCUCUCUUUCUCUCUCUCUCUCUCUCUCUCUGCUCGCGACAUAUAUAUUACCCCCUUUCUCCUUUUACGUAAACAAAUUUGCCUUCAAAAAAUCCACUAUGUAUAAAUUGUAAUUGUCGGUCGCUAACCCGUGAAAAGAAAACAUCGACGAUAUCGCAACUUCUAUUAGAUAAACCCCUCCGCUUUUGAACCGGUCCAAUUUUAUGUAAUUAACGAUUAUAUGCUCGCGAGCUGGAAUUUUAUUGUAAAAAUACGCGUAGACAUAAACUUGCAAUUCCGCGAUUAAAUAAGUCAAGAAACAAGAUUAUUUAUUAUAUUUCAAUCGGAAAUAUAUUUUAAAUCUUUUUCACUUUCAUUCUGGAUGUGCGAUACUUUACCUAUAACAUCUCCCCUUAUUAAUUAUUAAAAAAUAUUGUAUAUAUUAUUUUGAAAAAUGUUAAAAUGAAAAGAGGAGCGAGAGAAAAUAUUUCGUUCAAACAAUUAAUUCAAAAAUUUUAAAGCGCUAAUUAAACAUCAUCGCGUUAAGUUUUUCAUAAUAAAAUGCAUCUAAUAUACUAUUAUACGUUUGUAUCGUAUAAUUUAAAUUUUAAAUCAUUAAUAUUUAUCGCGUGUUACGAUGUGACUUUCUCUGACAUGAGAGAUUGGACGUCAAAAACCUCCACACCCUACGAUGUUUCAGAAUGCAUCGCGAAAUGCGUUCGCGAAAUCGCAUCACUUUGAAUACAUUUCGACUGGAUUUCACCUCGAUGAAUCAAAUGUCAUCGUAAGAAUUAGUUAACCCAUUCGUUAUAAAGUUGCUUUCCAUCUCAAGUUAUAUGGCAUCUCAUAUAUAUGUAUAUACAGUCAUCCUUUUAUAGCUGCUAUUUGAUAUAAUAUACUUUUCUUAAUUUUUGUUACAUUUUAUUAACAAAUGCGCUUUUAAAUGUCAUAAUACAAGACAAGCUGCAAUGUUUCGUGAUUCGGCGGGAGAUUCACGGUACAUAAUAAAAUAAUAUGGUGUUCCUAGCUGUUAGCAGACACACAAUUUCUCCUCUCUUCUUAUCCGCCUGAUAGCAACCUUUCUCUUUACGUAAUCCGCGAUGCGCAAGAUGAGAUACAC